Messenger RNA from Danaus chrysippus (African queen), 723 nucleotides. NCBI's taxonomy places the organism in Eukaryota, Metazoa, Arthropoda, Insecta, Lepidoptera, Nymphalidae. The record is from the annotation of a GenBank genome assembly.
AUGAAAUUUACUAUACACUUGACACAGAUCGGGUUUCCCGGCUGGUUCAUUGACAUGACACAUACACUUGGCCUAGAAAUCAGAUACUGGCACUUUCUUCGACACUCCGUUUACGAUUCACUACACAUCGCUAUCCUCUCUUUUCCGGCAGUUAUAGCGGUCUGUGUGUCCGGAGACUGCGGUCCUAGACUUAAAUAUGCAUGGGGAGAUGCUCUGACCGGCACAGACUGUCCGGGACCUGAUGGAACACCAUACCCAAGACAGUUGGUGAACCGCGCCUUGAAGACCUCAGGGUCUCGUCAGGGUCGCGCUGCCCGCACCCUCGACCCGUCCCUCAUGAGGCGAGCUCUGCUAGACGCGCAUGAAGGAUACUCACAGGGGAUCGUGACGGCGUCUAAUAGAACUGCUCGUUCCUCGUCUCCAUCGUGCGGCUCGUCCCGCCUGUGUCGUACUCGCUACAACACCACAGCGCCCAUGUACGGCGUGUCUCUAACGUCAGGUCAGCCGGUCACUAUAGUACAGAAGUUCCCAGACUUACUACAGCAGGUCGUCUUUGAAGUCUUCUUCUUGUUCCCUGGUCCGAGGUACGUGUUCUCAGACCUACGUUCCGUAUCUGUUCCUGGUCCUCCCUCUGGGUCCCGUAACCCUCACGGGCCAGGACUACGUACUCGUAGAGUCUGGAUGUGUGUGUCGUCCGGACCCACUUUAACGACCCCCGACUAG